GGUUGACGCUGUUCCUGCCUCCAGCAAUCCGCCAUCACCUUGCCCCUCGCGCCAUGGCGCCCGCCUGCCUCCUAUUGCCACUCCUCCUGCUCCCCUUCGCCCCAGGUCCAGCACAGGCCGCGACGCCGGCAAGGUCUCCGUCGGCGUCAGCAUCAUCCUCCUCCACGUCCGUCGUGUUCCAGCUCCAGGGCGACGUAUAUCCCACCGGGCAUUACUAUGCCACCAUGAACAUUGGGGAUCCGGCGAGGCCCUACUUCUUGGACAUUGACACCGGCAGUGACCUCACUUGGCUGCAGUGCGACGCUCCCUGCCAAAGCUGCAACAAGGUGCCGCACCCAUUGUACAAGCCAACAAAGAGCAAGAUUGUGCCCUGUGCAGACUCACUCUGUACUACACUGCUCAGCUCACAGAUUCCUAACAACAAGCAGUGCCCCUCACCACACCAAUGCGACUACAAAAUCAAGUACACGGACAGCUCGUCUUCUCGCGGUGUGCUCGUUACCGACAGCUUCGGCCUAACCCUACGGAAUUCAUCCCGUGUUAGUCGCAGCCUCACCUUUGGCUGUGGCUAUGACCAGCAGGUGGGAAAGAAUGGGGCAGUGCAGGCAGCGACAGAUGGCUUGCUUGGGCUUGGGAGGGGAUCAGUUAGCUUGGUCUCGCAGCUCAAGCAGCAAGGCAUCACCAAGAAUGUACUUGCCCAUUGCCUCAGUACGAACGGAGGAGGGUUCCUCUACUUUGGGGAUGAUAUCGUGUCUACCUCACGCGCAAUGUGGGUGCCGAUGGCUCGUAGCACAUCUGGGAAUUACUACUCACCUGGCUCAGGAACACUUUACUUCGAUAAACACCCACUAGGAGUGAAGCCAACGGAGGUGGUAUUUGAUAGCGGUAGCACCUAUACGUACUUUGCUGCCCAGCCAUACCAAGCGACUGUUUCUGCGAUCCAAGCUGGUCUCAGCAAGUCACUUACGAAGGUGUCUGACCCCAGUCUACCUCUUUGCUGGAAAGGGCAGAAAGUGUUUAAAUCUGUGUCUGACAUCAAGAAGGAGUUCAAAUCACUCUUCCUGAUGUUUUCGAAGAAUACAGCCAUGGAGAUCGCUCCCGAAAACUACCUCAUUGUUACCAAAAAUGGAAAUGUGUGCUUGGGCAUUCUUGACGGGUCGGUGGCCAAACUUAAUUUCAACAUAAUUGGAGAUAUCACAAUGUAGGAUCAGUUGGUAAUUUAUGACAAUGAGAAAGGGAAACUUGGAUGGAUCCGUGGAUCAUGCAGUAGGGGCACUAAGUAUAUUAUAUCUUCAUUUACAUGGUAUUUGCUUAUAAUCCAACUUUUAGCCCAUCCGUUAAAAAGCUGGAUAUAUCAUUAUUGAUGGAACUGGCCAACUGGAGGAAGCUACUAUUGGCUUGAAAACCCUGAGAUAUUGACACUCUCGGAACUGAAGAGAGUUCAAGCUAUUGCAAUCCACAGAAUAGGCAAUAGGCGGAUAAAAAUUACAGUAACAUGGCUGGGUAAACUGGACGAUGUAAGUGGAGAAGGAUGACCAUGCCAUAUCACAUUGGCGGAAAGGAAUAUAUUAACCAGUAUGCUUCUCCUGUUCGUAAUAAGAUGGAAUCUGUAUUUUACAUCUUUGGCUUGAAUUGUUCUUUACUUUUCUUUAUCUUAGUUGGGUGAUAUAUCUAUGCUUUACAUUCGUUUCAGUGUCCAAGGCAACUUUUUGACAAGUAGUUUUUCCAGUAUAUCUGUGUCAAAUCUUGUGUUCAGUGUCCUAGGUUCUGGUCUUUCACCUAAAAACCUUUAACUCCAUAAUUUUUUUAUUAGGACUUAACCAUGACUAGGCCCUACCUUUGAAACUUUAACUCCUCAAUAUUUGAGGAGUUACUCCUCAGUUCCUCCCCAAUUCCUCAAGUUUAAGUCGGAAUGUUUUCUUCACCUAAAAAAUCUACGCUCGCUCUAUCCUUCCGUCCGACUGUGCAUUUACAUUUUCACAUUUGUGAAUGGCUAUUUGGUUC
Triticum aestivum (bread wheat) is the source of this 2004-nucleotide messenger RNA. Its product is annotated as aspartic proteinase Asp1-like. The record is from RefSeq and is a predicted model, not a curated record. Lineage: Eukaryota; Viridiplantae; Streptophyta; Magnoliopsida; Poales; Poaceae. Bases 54 to 1205 code for a protein of 383 amino acids. Gene Ontology annotation, molecular function: aspartic-type endopeptidase activity. The transcript has 8 exons. Gene Ontology annotation, biological process: proteolysis.